Paramecium octaurelia is the source of this 1205-nucleotide messenger RNA. Lineage: Eukaryota; Ciliophora; Oligohymenophorea; Peniculida; Parameciidae. The record is from the annotation of a GenBank genome assembly.
UCCAUGCUAUAAUAGUAGGUGCUGUUGAAUUUCGAAUAUCUGAGACCAAACCAAAAUUUGGUUGAUGCUAUUGUUCAUGAUGGUAUUUGGGGUUUGCAACUAUAAAGCAUAAUACAUUAAAAGAAAGGAGCGAUCUAAGAGUCAAAGGAGAAUUUGGGAGAAUGUGCCAUAUGAUGCUUAUGAAAAGGAAAAGAUGGCUGAUUUUAUGAAAGUUGUGACUAAAAAUAAGGUUGUCUUACCUUAGAAGUACCUAUUUUAGAUUAAUCUGUUAGUUGGAGUGAUAGUGAUACGUUGAAGAUGGUGUAUUGUGGUAAAUUUAAGGACAAGAAUUACUUAAAAGUUUUGCAAUCACAUUUGGCUUGGAGGGCUAUUCCUAAUAAUUUCCAGCCUACUGAUAUCAACAUAGCUUUUUUAUAGAAAGGAAUAGUUUACACUUUCGGUAGGGACAAACAACAAAGACCCAUUAUAAUUAUGAAUCUUGAAUUGGUGAAUCUGAAACAAGUACCAAAAUUGAAUCAAUCUAUAGUUCAGUGAAGAAGUCUACAUAAAUGCUUUGAGCUAUUACUUUGGUAUCAUUAAGAAACACUGUUUUGUUCCUGGAAAAAUUGAGAAUUGGGUUUUCAUUAUGGAUACCAAGAAGCUUGGACUUUCUAAGUUCCCCUUCAAAGUAGGCUAUUGAAUUUAAUUUCUUAGGCCAUCCAAAUAGCUACUAAAACCAUGCAGGUGAAUUUCUGUGGUUGUUUAGAUAAACUUUACUUAUUGAAUCCGUCUAGUUCAUUGAGUUUUUCGUGGAAGAUGGUUUCUGGUAUGGCAUUGAAAAUUUAGGAUAGCUGUGGCUGAUGCGGAUACUAUGGAGAAAGUGUAAAUGCUUAAGCCUAAUGAAUAUGCAAAAAUUUAGGAGAGAAUUGCAGUUAAUUAAUUGGAAGAAUAAUUUGGAGGUACAUCUCCAAACCUAUCGAAAUUCUGGUUACUUUUCUAAUGCAUAUCGUUAGGCCACCUAUUAAUAUUGAUAUUCCAGGGGGAUAUACAGAGGAAAUUUUGAAGGCUGUCGAAUCUAUGAAAACUGCAGAAAUUGUAAUUUAGAAGGAAGUACCUGCAUCAGAGGAGGAUGAAAUGAAAUUGUAAGAAUAAAUUUCAAAGUUACAAAUUAAAAAAGAUGACGACGAUGAUGAUUGAUAAAGUAUAUUAAUGAAAUUAUACAUUCC